UGUCUUUUUAGUUUGCAGAUAGAUAAAGAAAGAUAAAGAUAGCCUAAUGUCAACUUGAUUUGUUUGAAAGGUGUCACACGAUUGAUUAUUUCUUGUAUCAGUUAGGUGACUAGUUUUCGGACUGUUGUUAUGUUGAGAUGAGAAGCCUACAUGUGAUUCACGUGAUUUUAUAAAUAAUAUUGUAUUUUACGGUAUUUAUUUAAUUAAUAACAUAUUUAGAAUAAUGGCAGAUGUAAGAUUGUUAAUUCGUGAAGAAGGUAGAACAGCUAGAAAUCUGGUUGCAUUUAAUGUACCAGUGGGUACUAAUAAUAAUGAAAGAGUUACCAAAAAACCACCAAGUGUUCCACGAAUAAUUUCGUCUACUAAUAUGAAAAGGAAUAUUAAAACUUCAACACGAGUACGAUCAGCGUCAACUGGUCGUGAUAAAAAAUCUGAACUACAAGCAAGAUACUGGGCUUUUUUAUUUGGAAAUUUACAAAGAGCUGUUGAUGGUAUUUAUCAAACUUGCGAAGAAGACGAAAACAUAUCAGAGUGUAAAGAAGUUAUUUUAGUAUUAGAAAAUUAUACCCGUGACUUUCAUAAUCUUAUCGAGUGGUUUAAAGUUAAAUGGGCGUAUGAAAAUUCACCGCCUCCAUUGAGACAAGCUCCACUUGCUUGGGAAGUAAGAAAAACUUCACCCUGUAGAAUGUGGAAUUCUUCAGUAGCUAAAUGCUCUAGUCCGUCUCAAAGAUUGAGCCCAACGUGUCAAAGUCCAGAUGAUCCGAUUGUUGAGAAUAAAAUUUCAAGUAACGCUGAAAAAUUAUUAAAUUCUAUACGCGAUGCUUGUGAUUACAGAAAAAUUAAAGACAGCAAAAAUUUAUCGAGAAAAGAUGCGAGUAACCUGAAAGAUACACGAAGAAGUUCUGUAGAUCGUGAGAGUGAUAGAAUAUGCAGAGAGUUUUCUUCAGUUAGUAAAGUUGGAAGAAAUUUGAUUAAAUCUUCGACGGCUAAUAGAAUAAUUAGUAAUGUUACCGGUAAAAAAUCAAAUGAAAUAAAUUGCGACGGUAAAAAUACUAGUGUCAAUAAAGAGAAUAAAAGUAAUGAAACUGGAGCACUUAAAAGGAUUCACAGUGUAGCUGAUAUAGAGAGGAUUAAAAAUAAAACCAAUGGAACAUUAACUGAAUUAUCUAGACUUGAGAAUGACAGAGUUUCAGUAGACAGUAAAAAUGUGAAUAGAAAUACUUCAAAUAGUUCUACAAGACCUAGAUCUACUCCGAAUCCUUCUAGACCGUAUGCUGCUGUUUCGCAAGCCCAAAGAUCGACGAGCCAACUGCCUGAGGCACCGAAAAUAAUCAGAAGCAAGACAAGCUUGAAUGUACGAGAAGUCUCGAGUGUCAGCAAAGCCAGACCAGGUUCUUCGGUGAUGGUUAGAAGACGGCUACAGCGGUUGAGAAAUGAUAGAACUUUAGAAGAAUCCAGUGAUAUCAGUGGGUCCGUUGAGGUACUGUCCAAACAAACUGCUCAGAGCAGAAAAUCUUCGGAAGACAGCGAUGGCUGGCAGACAGUACGCGGUAGAUGUCGACGAGGAAGUUCUCAUAGUAUGAGCAUGUCUACGAGAUUUCAUCGACCAACCACUGCCACUUCUUUGCCCGCAUUGUCGAUCGAGAGUCCGAAUGAAAAACGAAAAAAAAAUGUUGUUUCUGUUUCUAACGCAACGUCAAACAAAGAUUUUGCUGGUGAAAAAAUGAGCAUGAUUAAAUUUGAUGAUAAGGGGAAAAAUAUAUUCGCUAUUAAUGGUAAACAAAAAUCAUUUGAUGACGAAUCUAGAAAAGAAAAUUUAGUGCCAAAUGUUGACUGUGAGACCAAUUCAACUUCUGUAAUCGCAGCGAUUUUUAAAAGUGAAGCUGAGUUACUUGAAAAAAGAAUUCAACAGUUUAUGACCGCUCAAGCUGAACGAGAAAGAAUUAUUUUAGAGGAGGAAAGAAGGACAGAAGAAGCUGAUUCUAAAAGAUCUCAACAGUUGUCUGAUGAAGAAGCGUCUCUUCAAAGGCAAAUUAAAGAGUUAGAGUCUACGGAAAUUGACAUUGACACGGAAACAGAUGAGACAGAUGGAGAGAUGAUGCUGGAGAUUGAAGAAGAUGAAAUUCCUGAAACUAUAAAUGAAGUUGUUGAUGACAUUAGUCUUGAGGAUCGCUACGAGAAUAUGUUAGAAGGCAUGUCUUGGGCUGAGCGAGUAGAUACUUUAGCGCAAUUACAAGCUCUCGUUGCCAGGCAUCCUGGUAGAGCUCUGGAACUUCAUCAAAAACUUUCUUCACCGUCUCGGAAGCGAUCUUUGCCGGAAACUUUGAGAAGAUAUCAAGCCAAACAGGCUUGUGCUCAACACAAACGUUUGAAACUUCUCUCAGAGAAGUCGCAGCGUCUUCGUGAAUUACUUAAUAAAGUUGAGGAUGUUAAGAGGGCUAAAGACCAGUUGACAGAAGACAAGAGGCUAAGAAUGGAAUUGAAGCUCAAGAGAGCUGAAGAGAACCGGACCCAACAUUUGUUGGAAGUUGUACGGAAAGCUCAUGAUGAAGAUUCUAAGCUGAAGGAAAUAGCUUUUAUAAAUGAACUGGAGGCACAGAAUAAGCGGCAUGAUUUUAUGGCGCUUUGUCAAGAACAGGAGGAACGUCUUCAGGGGAUUCAAGAGGAGCGACAGAGAAGGCAGGAGGAAAAAGCCGCGAAAGAAGCUGCUGCUGAAGAGCGGAGACGUGCGUUAGAAGCUGAACGACUCUUGAGGAUCCAGAAGAUGCGACAGACGAGGCGUGAGCGGGAAGAGCGAGUGGGUAAAAUGCAGCUUGAGAAGGAAAAAGAGCGACUGGAGUUGGCUAGGGAGAAAGCUAGAGAUCGGGAGGAGCGACUGAGUGCGCUUCACGCUGCUCAGCUGGCCAAUCAGGAGGAAUUGCAGAAGAAAAUAGCGCAAAAACAACAGGAGUCUGCUAGAAGGCAUGGCGAAAAUAUUGAACAUAUAAGACAGCGUGCUGUUGAAUUGUCCAUUUUAAGGAUGGAAGAAAUUCCACCGACGUUGAAAUUUUAUCCAGCUCAGAAGCAAUGCUCGCUUUGUGGGACUCUGAUACUCAAUGAGGUCUGUUUAGUUAGUCACUUGAAGGGAAAACAACACUUGGAGGCUGUUAAAAAAAUGCAUGAUGGCAGAGAACCGUCCCGAGAUGAUUUACACAAGUUUAAUAUUGCUCAGAUCAAAGACAUCCAGGUGUCUAGUGCUGGUGAUGAUAAGGCUGCUAAAGAGAAGCAAAAAGCCUUGAAGAGGAGAAGUAGGAAACUUAAACAGCGUAUGACAGCUCGGGGACAAGAGUGGAAAAAUUCACAGGGGGAAAAUGGACAAAAUCUUGAGUCGAGUAAUAAAACGAAGUUGAGGAGGAACUUGAAGGAGUUGGAUCGAUUGUGUAGCAGUCAUGGGAAAUCUACAUGGUCUAGUGUUGCUAUUGCUGGGCUUGAGAGAUGCUUAGGAGAAAUUGGAAGGAUCUUUAAUAAAUCUAGUUCCGUUGAUCAAGAUGUCUUCCGAUCGCUAAAUGGAUUUGAGACUUUGACUAAUUUAUUAAAUCUCGGUGUUAAUAUUCAGAAUAAUUCUCACACUCUGCCGAAUAAGAGUAUUAUAUCAAUUUGCCGGAUCUACAAAGCCAGUGUCAACGAUCAUUCAAGUAACAUCGAAGCUGUUUUACUUAGCAAUAAAAUUCUGACGAUUCUGGAUCUUCUGUUGCAAAGAUUUGAGGCGGUUGCUAGUUUGGAUGACGCUGCACAGACUCAGGAAUCGACGAUGAACACCAGUAAUGCCGGCGUUGCAACUGCGGCUAUUCAAUUACUCUGCAGUCUUGUACCAGAAGUGCCUUCCAAUAAAUCAGUCAUACAGAGUCGUCUCAACGACAUCAUCGGAUUCCUGGUAACUGGAGGCCUGGUGGACCGCGUGACUCGUCACAACCGGGCGCUCAUUGAAACUGAUUACCUGCUCGAGCAAGAACACGAAUCUCCGCUCCUCCUGGCAUCCUACGACCUUCUGCGUCGGCUUACAUGUCACCUGAAACGUGUCAAUAAUCAUGAUAGCAAUAAUUUUAAUGUAAAUCACGAGUCUGAGCAAACUAGUGCAGAAUCUCACCUGUUGGGAUGUCUCGAGUCAACUGAAGCCGCCGGAGCUAUUGGGUGUCUUUACGCAACAUUUGCUUUGGCUCACCAGAAAUGUACUUCACCCACACCUGGGCAAACUGGCUCAUCGUCCUCUUCUGCGAAACUCAUGGCUUUGCGGACUCUCAAAUUGUUGAAGUCUAUUGGUCAAGUGGAUCUUCUAACUCUUCAGAAAUUGCUGGGAGCUGAGGGUACUAGUUUGCAGUGGCGGUUAAUAGCGAGCCACCUGAUCACCAGGUUUCUGAAGGAGGAACCUCUUGAAGAAAUAAAAGACACUUGUGCGGCCACCCAGAGUUCACCAACGGCAGUCCUGAUUCUUACCGAGCUGUUUACUGUUCUCGGUUACUUUGCCGUCAAUAAUACCGAUAAUCAGUUAGUUCUUCAGACCGCUGGCGCCGGGUCUAGUGUUCUUCAACAACUUUGUACAUUACCUUUUCCAUUUUAUGGUGAUCCUAGACUAGCGCCGUUUACUCUUCCGACACUUCUUGCGGCGACACAUAAAAAUUCUGAAGCUACUGCCGUCCUUUCAUGUGAAAUGUCCUACCAGCUUUUAGAAGAAUAUAGAGACUCGGAAGAAGGUAAAAGACAUUCUUUAAUUCGCUUGAUGAAGGAAACAAACUCUCCAUAAGCUCCAACUCAGCAAUUGCGGAUUUUCUUUAUCACACACUUAUAAAAUAAUUCCAAAUAAUGAUUAGACUAGUAA
This is a messenger RNA of Cotesia glomerata, 4855 nucleotides long. It is a transcript of the gene ssp3, whose product is annotated as S phase cyclin A-associated protein in the endoplasmic reticulum. NCBI's taxonomy places the organism in Eukaryota, Metazoa, Arthropoda, Insecta, Hymenoptera, Braconidae. The record is from RefSeq and is a predicted model, not a curated record. Bases 224 to 4780 code for a protein of 1518 amino acids. The transcript is spliced from 10 exons.